GGGGAGGGGGGGGGGGGGGGGGGGGUCAUGUGACUUGAAAGAGGAGGAUGUGGGGAUUAGAGGGGAUAUAAAAGCACGACGCAGGACGGCGCACGUCAAUUGCUAAAGGAGAAUAGAGAAGCUGAUCGGCGGUGGCCUCUUGGGAUAUCUGUGACAACAGAGACCCUCAGCAGAAAUGAACACUGCGCCCCCGGCAGGAAGUGCCCUGGCCCCCGGGAGCACAGCGGGCCCAACCACACCCAAGAAGGGACCCCCCAAAUUCAAGCAAAGGCAGACGCGUACAUUCAAGAGCAAGGCACCCAAGCCAGGCCAGAAAGGCUUUGGCGACGACAUCCCCGGCAUGGAGGGCCUCGGCACAGACAUCACGGUGGUUUGCCCAUGGGAAGCCUUCGGCGACAUGGAGCUCAGCGACUUGGCCAAAUACGGCAUCAUCUAAACCUGAUGCCUUCCUUGCCUGCCUGCACCUUUCCUCGGUCUAAUCCCCCUCCUCCCGGCUCGGCAUGCCGCGAUAAGGCUGCCCGAGAACCCCCCUAAUGCCCUCUCGUCUAACUACCUCAUGCUUCGCUCCACUGAGUGGAUAGAAAAGCAUAAAUAUGGAGUUAUUUUUAUAUUAAUACAUGAUGCUGUUUAUAUUAUACAUAUAUAUAUAUAUACUUGAAAUGAGAAGACGAGAACUCCACCUUCCUUAUUCCCUUCAUCCAUCUUUGAUAGUCCUUUACUUCUCCUCCCCUCUCUCCCCCACGACACUCCUCGACCCACGGCAAUGGACGCAAGCAAAACACUAGUCACCACUAGAGUGUAUUUGCUUCUAGCUGUCUAUAAAAAUGUAAAUAUUUUGUUCUCAGUGUUUUGACCUUGUACUUCCACCCUACCUUUUGUACUUCCUCCCGCUUUUAUUUUGCGUUGUAUUUUGUACUCCUUGUGAACACAAGGUUACUGUGAACACCAGGGGAUGCAAGGAGAGCGUGCAAUAUUGCUGUAACGGUGAAAACUACAAGGCGUUUUCACUUGAUCGUGGAGGAUUAACUCCCCUUUUUAUCCCGAGUCUAUCUCCUUGCUGCUAUCUGUCCCUCUCCUUAGAGCAAACAAAGGCAUGUACUGUUUGUUUUGUGCUACAAACACACUCAUAAUGUACUGUGCACUGGUAUGUCCUGAUAGCUGCAGUAAAAUGAGAAUAUUUUAAGUAA
This is a messenger RNA of Eleginops maclovinus (Patagonian blennie), 1187 nucleotides long. Its product is annotated as retinal cone rhodopsin-sensitive cGMP 3',5'-cyclic phosphodiesterase subunit gamma-like. The record is from RefSeq and is a predicted model, not a curated record. Gene Ontology annotation, molecular function: cGMP binding; 3',5'-cyclic-nucleotide phosphodiesterase activity. Gene Ontology annotation, biological process: positive regulation of epidermal growth factor receptor signaling pathway; positive regulation of G protein-coupled receptor signaling pathway; visual perception. The transcript is spliced from 3 exons. Lineage: Eukaryota; Metazoa; Chordata; Actinopteri; Perciformes; Eleginopidae. The coding region runs from base 176 to 436 and encodes 86 amino acids. Gene Ontology annotation, cellular component: photoreceptor outer segment membrane.